This is a messenger RNA of Teleopsis dalmanni, 1904 nucleotides long. It is a transcript of the gene Cyp310a1, whose product is annotated as probable cytochrome P450 310a1. Gene Ontology annotation, molecular function: heme binding; iron ion binding; monooxygenase activity. Bases 364 to 1842 code for a protein of 492 amino acids. NCBI's taxonomy places the organism in Eukaryota, Metazoa, Arthropoda, Insecta, Diptera, Diopsidae. The transcript has 6 exons. The record is from RefSeq and is a predicted model, not a curated record.
UCUAAUCUUAAAAAUGCCUGCAAAAUUGUUAGAUUUAAGAAUAAAACAACAAGAAAUCAAAACAAAAUAUACCAAAAGGAAGGAAAAGGAAAGAAACAACAACAACUGAAGAACAGGCAACUUUCGUUUUCAAUUCGUGAAACGUUUCUGAGAUUGCAAAUGCACUUCUACUGACGACGCAGUCAUUCCGUGCGACUUCUACGGGUCAGAUACGCUUCUUAACAACAGCGUAAACACAACGGCCGAGUCAAAUGUAUUGAUAAAAAGCAUGAAAUAAUAUUUAUUUUAUAUAUAAUAUAUAAAUAAAUAUACAAAUAGAAGCUAGAGAGAUUCGUAUUCAAAAAUUUUGGCCAUAGCCGAAAAAUGUGGUUGCUUGUACCGAUUCUAAUCUACACUGUAAUUUUCCUAUAUGUGCGUCAUGUUUAUAGCCACUGGAGACGGAGAGGAUUUCCUGCUGAACGUACGGGUUUGAAUUGGCACUUCCUACGGCAGGUCUAUAAACGUGAAUUUCAAUAUGUAGAGGCCGUUGGAGAAGCCUACCAUAACAGUCAGCAACAGCUUGUUGGUAUCUAUUUUCUUUUCAAACCCAUUUUAUUAGUUCGUGAUAUAAAUUUGGCGCGAAAAAUUUUAAACAACUCAUUUCAUUAUUUUAACGACGUUAAAUGGGAUUAUGUUAGAAGUUACAGAAAGGUUAAUUUACUUGAAAAGUUGGCGCCAAUAUUCUCGAAGAGCAGACUAGAAGGUAUGUUUCGCAAUAUAGAGAAGGUUUCCACACAUAUGGUUAAGCAUUUAGAAAGCAAUCAACAAAAACAGAACAAAAUUGAAGUCGAUAUGCAGCAAAUACUAAAAACAUUCUCAAUUAAUGUAAUAAGCACUUUGGUCUAUGGAUUGGAUAUAAAUUUAUUUGCUGACACUGAUAGCAUAUUUUCAACUUAUAUGACGGCCUUUCUUAAAAAACGUGGUUAUAACUCAUAUACACUACACCGUCUACCUAAGAAAUCUUCAUUGACCUAUCGACUUCGAGAUGUAAUCAAAGAGAGCGUUGAACAACGCGAGGAUCAGGGUUACAUACGGAAAGAUAUACUUCAACUAUUGGUUAAAUUUCGUAACGGCAAUGAUAUAGGAUCUAAUAUUAAACAAACUUGGCAUAUUGAAAAUGUUUUCGAACGAGAAAAAUUAUUAUCCAUUAAAAAACUAGCACAAAUUGCUGAAGACUUUUUAAGUAUGGGUCUUGACACUAUAUCAUCUGCAACUAUUUUUACACUUUAUGAAAUACUGACCGAAACAACCAUUUUAGAAAAAGUUUUGAAGGAAAUUAACAAUAUCAAGAAAAGCAACGAUACUGAUGAAGAGCAUAUUAAUUUUAGUGAACUGGAAAAUCUAAGUUAUCUGGAUAUGUGCAUCAAAGAAACUCAGCGAAAAUACCCUGGAGUACCAAUAAUCGAGCAUGUUUGUCGCAAGAAUUUUAAUGUACCGGACUCUAGAUUUACUUUAAAGGAAGGAAAAACGGUAAUGAUACCUUUGAUGGCGCUUCAACAUGAUGAAAAGUAUUUUGAUGAACCACAAAAAUAUAGACCAGAACGGUUUCAAAAAAAUACUAAAUUGGCGGAUAAAGAAAACAUCAAUGAAACUAAUAUAUCGGCCGGACUUUGUAUUGGCCAGUAUUUUUCAAACAUUGUUAUUAAAUUGGCAUUAGUGCAGUUAUUACAAAAUUUUAAUAUGCAAAAACUGGAGAUGAAACAGCUCGAAUUAGCAUUUCAACCAACACCUUUCAUAAAAUCCCGCGAAGGUUUCAAAGUAAAGUUGGAGAGCAAAAUGAAGAAGCAAAUGUUUUAUGCAUAAAUUUUUAAAUUCUUUUGUUAAUUAAAAUUAAAUUUUUAAUUAAAAUUAAAUAUUUAAUUGAA